Messenger RNA from Symbiodinium sp. CCMP2456, 1080 nucleotides. The record is from the annotation of a GenBank genome assembly. NCBI's taxonomy places the organism in Eukaryota, Dinophyceae, Suessiales, Symbiodiniaceae.
AUGGCGGAUCUUCGAACCGCGCUGGUGCUGGGAGGAGGCGGCUGGGUUGGCUCAGCGCUGGUCCUUGAAUUGCUGCAGCGCCGUGAGGAGCUGGGUCUGCGCUGCGUGGUGGCUGCCGAUCUCCCGACGGCUCCCUGCAGCGCCUGGCUUCGGAGUCGGACCCGGGCGUUCAUCGAGGAAGGUGUUCUGGUGGAAGCCCAGCUGGAUGUGACGGAUGCUUCCGCUGUACGUGGGAUCGUGGAGCGCUUCCCGCCCACGGCCGUCUUCAACUUGGCCGCAGCCAUCGACGUGAGGCCUGAGGCGCCUGCCGUGCGUCUGGAGGAGGUCAACGCCCAGGCGCCCAGAAACCUCGCGAAAGCGGCCGCGGGCGCCGGUGCGGUGACUUUCAUCCAUGUCAGCACCCUGGAUGUGAGCUACGCCGGCCGCGGGCACCGAAACCAGGCUCCUCAGCCUCCUGAGGACCUGCAGCUCACGUCGCCCAUCGCCUACGUGCGCAGCAAAGCCCGUGGGGAGCGCUUCAUCGCGGACUUCGCCCAAGGCCUCUCGUCAAUGAACACCAUUGUCCUGAGGCCUGGGCACAUCUACGCGCCGCUGGAGGGAACGGCGCGCUGUGCCGGGGAUGCCCUUGCAGGCUUCCUUCGGCUCUUCCCUCCUCUGCAGAUCGGCUGCCCCAGCGUGCAGAUGUCGAUGGUGUCGGUUGAAACCGUGGUGGAGGCAGCGCUGCGUGCAGCGCAGCGGGCAUCACAGUGCCGCGGCCGAUGUCUAGCUUUGAAGGACCUGGAUGCGAACUUCUUCCGGUUCUACCACAACUGCAUCCUAGGCCGGCGCAUGUGGCCACUGCGAGUACCAGGCAUCCUGGUGCUGCUUGGUGCAGGGCUCUGCGACGGCUGGUACUGGCUGGUCCGCUGGUUGCCUUGGUGGCUGCCGCUCCCCGCGUGCCUCCGAACGCGUCAUGCGAUCCAGAAUUUCUGUGUGCAGGGCACUGGCCAGGCACUGGUGGAUCUCACGAUCGACGACACGGAGACCCUUGGCUGCCUCGGCGACUACCGCCGGAGCGGUGGCUUCGCGCACGGCCCCGUC